AUGAACGGAACCUCCACUCCUGGGACUCCUAGCCAGAAAAGCAUGAAGCGACGAAAGGCAGAAAAACAGCAACUGAACACAUUCGAAGCCAAGGUGGAGUUACUCCUGAACGAGGCCGACGUCAUUCAAGACCAAAACAAGGUCCUUCAAAACCAAAAUGAACGCCUCGAGGAGCAGCAGAUCGGCCUCCAGGCGAACUUACGGAAAGCCGAGAAAAAGGCCACCAGGGACUCUAGCCGCACGAGGAGCGUGGAACGACGCCUAUUCGGCGAGGAAAAGGCGUCCACACACACGCCUCGGAUUAGCAAAGUCUGGCUCGACCAUACCCCAGAAUUCAACCAAGAGGGGUACACCACUAGAGGACUUACCCCGCAGAAAGGAGGGGAAGGUGAAGCCGAAACCGACCCCCCAGCCACCACCGCCAACGAGAUCGACCUAAGAGAAGCUAUGAGAGCCAUGAUCAAAGGGGAGAUAGGGAGCGUCUGGGACCGACUCGGCAAGGUCGAGAAAACCUAUCACCCACUUGUCCCCUCGUUCUCCGAGGACGAGAUCCCCUUUCCCUAUACGAAGGACCUCAUCAACUCGGUCGUGGUAGGAGACACAAAGGCACCCAAAAUCACCCUCUAUAAAGGUCUCACUGACCCCUACGAUUACCUCGACAGCUUCUGCUACGCCAUGGAGGGCAAGGGAGCGACGAGGCCACCAAGUGCUGACUCUUCCUGA
This is a messenger RNA of Prunus armeniaca (apricot), 723 nucleotides long. NCBI's taxonomy places the organism in Eukaryota, Viridiplantae, Streptophyta, Magnoliopsida, Rosales, Rosaceae. The record is from the annotation of a GenBank genome assembly.